AUGGCGAAUACGAAAGACGAACCUGUCAUCCUCGCACACGAGUGUUAUGUAAAAAAGGAUUAUACAGGAGCAUUGCAACAUCUCAACGAAUUGGAAACUUUAGUUGGUACGAGUAACAAACGGGUACAGCAUAAUAAAGCGGUGGUUGAGUUCAUGAUAAGUGAUAUGAAGAAUGUGGACAAGUUGAAAAAGGCUAUCGCACAGUUAACAGGCCUCGUAUUUCCAGACAUCGAAACGAAAGAUCUUAGCUCACCAUUCUUGUUAUACAACUACGCUGUUUUACUGUAUCAUUCGAGAUACUACUACCAAUGUACUGUGCUCUUAGAGAGACUACUCGCUUGUAAGAAUGUCAAAGACAACAAGCUAUUCCAACAAAUUGUUCUACUGCUGUUAGAAGCUUCUCUGUGCAGGAGAACUUAUGAGAAAACAUUGGAAAUAGCAAAGGCACAUGGUGAUCCUUUGAAAUCUAAUAGUGAUGUGAGUGAGCUCUUUGAGAGGCUUGUCAGUAGAGCCCAGUUAUUAUUGGGCCAGAAAAUGAAGUUAACUCUCAAACCUGACUCCAUAGAAAAUGUAUUUAUUAUAGCACAACAACAUUAUCUGAAUGGUGAUGUAAAAGAAGCAGCAAGCACACUAGGUCAGUACAAAACUAUCAAAUAUAAUUAUGAUUUGAAAACCCAGGGAGAAGAUAUUUGGGCAGCCAUCAACAAUAAUCUCGGAGUCAUAUAUCUGUCAAUAAAGAAACCUUUUUUAGCAUCAAAAUAUUUCCAACAUGCUGUCAAAGAGCACUUCAAGGCCAUGGAAUGUGAGGACAGUGAAAAGUUAAUAGCAUGUAGAGACAGGCCCCUGUAUGUGUAUAACCUGGGCCUGGCUCUACUAGCUGCAAACAACUCAGAAGGAGCAUUUGAGUGUUUAGUAGAAGCAGCACGACACUACCCUAACAAUCCUCGGAUUUGGCUGCACUUGGCAGAAUGUUGUGUGAAGAAAUGUUGCAGUGAGGAAGUUCAGCAAUACACAGUAAAGAAACUCGGCAGUGGGCCACACACUCGAAUUUUAUUGUCAAAGGAAGGAAAAGGAGACAAAUACUCAACAUCGGGGGAAUCAUUUGCAAUUCCCUCAUUGUCAUUAGAGUUUGCUGCAUUAUGUUUAAGAAAUGCUAUAACAUUACUACCAAAUCAAGAAGCACCAGCUGAUGUGACAGCACCAAUCAUUCAGGCGCCUCCUGGCCCUCCAAUCAAUUGGAAACAGAGGUGUGAAUUGAAAAACUCCACAUUUGUCCUUCAAAGUUAUGUCUUACUACAUUUACAGGAUCCUCUGUCCGCUUUGGUGAGUGCAAAUGAGUUACUAAGUCAACCUGAGGCAUCCAGCUGCCAUAAGGCCUGGGCACACAUAUAUGCAGCGGAAGCUCUCAUCAAUUUGGACCGAAUAUCAGAUGCCAUUGAACACUUACACCCACCUAUGAUUCAUGAACUUGUCACAGUAAUGCCAUACCAAAUGAAAGACUUGAUAGCAGUCAGUGUAUGGGCAAAGGCAGCAGUCUGUCACAUCCUAAGAGGUGACUUAGUGACGGCAAGAAAAAUACUUUUGCAAAUAAAUUCACCCAGAGUAUUACCAUUACAAAUGUAUUUAGAGAUUUGCACAGGAAAUGUAGAGAAUUGCCACACACUACUCAGAAAACUUAGAAUUACUAAUUUAUCACAAUGA
This is a messenger RNA of Spodoptera littoralis (African cotton leafworm), 1701 nucleotides long. The record is from the annotation of a GenBank genome assembly. NCBI's taxonomy places the organism in Eukaryota, Metazoa, Arthropoda, Insecta, Lepidoptera, Noctuidae.